AUGAAAGGCCCAGAGGUCCGACUGCAGGACGGAGGGCUGGCAGAGGAAAUGGAGGCCCAGCGAGGCCUCACUGGCUGUGGGCCCCGGAAAAGGGGGCCUGGCGAGAGGGAGACAGUGGAGGCCGCAGAAGCCCAGCUCCGCCUGUCCCUGCCACCCCUCCGGCCUCCAGCCCCAGCCCCGCUCUGGCGGCAGCAAGACCCCCUGCAGGCAGAGGAGUUUGUACCUGCCUCAACCGUCCCCUUCCCCAGCUCCCCCCACCAGGCUCACAGCCACCUGCUCACGUGCCCCCAGAUCAGUGCUGGGCACAACUCGAGCCACAUGCUGCCCGCACCUCGCAGGUCCCCUCGGGUCCCUCCAGCCUCCCAGCCACGGCCACCCACGGACCACACAGCCCACAUGCUCGACGGGCUGGUGGCUGGCGAAGGCGACGUGAUCAGCAAAGGAGAUGUGGCCUGGAGGGCCCGGCCCACUGGCUGUCCUUGCUCGGGGACUCCGAGCACCUGCACCAGUCCCUGGGGACACCGGCCAUCAGCCCCGGGCACCUCCGCUCUGAGUUCGGAGCUCAGUUCUGCUGCCCGUGGGGACAGGAGGGUGGAGGGAGAGCUGCGGGCAGAGGAGGAUACUGCCUACGAUACCAAAAUGGACGGGGAAACGAUUUCCACGGGCCUCGCCCAGGCUCUGUCACCUGCUCCCCAGGAGAGGCCAGAGGCACACUCCACUUUCACCGGGGCGCGGGGCUGGGACGGAGGGUCGGAGGAGGGAGACGCCACGCCAGCACCAGCUCGGGGACUCCAGGAGGAGAAGCGGGUGAUGGGAACUGGCUUGGUCCUCUGGCCCGUGGCUCCAGGAAGCACUUCCAAUCCUGGGAAGCAACCGGGCCCGGCCCCACCCCCAGAGAGCCCCACGCCCACUCCGAGGCAAGCUGGGUCACAGGGCCGCCGGCGCAUCUCCCGCAGGCUCCUGUCCCUGCUGGUAUGGGAGGGGGCUAGUUGCGUGGCUCUGGGGCCGCGGCCCUUCCUCUCCCGCCUGCUGCAGGCCCGAGCUAUCCAGCUGGGGGCUGGGGGAGACCGGAGGCGGGCCCUGGACCCGCGCCAGCUUGGCCCGCGCCGACGGGAGGGAGGGCAGCACGGCCUGGGGGAGGGGAGCCGGGGUGAGGGCGGGACACGGACCGCGGCCGCCUGCGGCUCUGAAGCUCUGGCUCUCUCCGGGCGCGCAGACUUGGGGCCAGAGACCCCGAUCCGCAAGCCUCGGCGAGGCCUCGUCCUUCACUGUGCUGAUGCGAAGCUUUCAAGGACACGUCUGCACCGGCCCGGCGGGAGUGCGUGGGGCGACCCCAGGCGCCCCCAUCUGCGCCGCUCCCACCCCCGCGUUUUCCGGCCCGGGAGGCGGGGGCCCGGGAUCCUCGCCCGCCCCGCCCCGCCCCCACACUGCGGCGCCGCCGCCACCGCCGCCCGGGCUCCCACGGCUCGCGGCGGGGGCGGGGAGGAGCCAGGCACGACACCCCCCACCCCUACAGCGCCGCCCGGCCCUCCGCGGGGAGGUGGCCGGAGGAGGAUCGCUGCGCCGCGCUCCCCGGCCCGGCCCCCCGAUCGUUCCCGGCCCGCCCCCGGGGGCCUCCCAGGUCCCCCGCCCCGCCGGGGCGAGGAGGGCGGGGAGCCAGGGGGAGGGGCGGGGGGCCCGGGUCGUGCCAGGCUGCCAUUUUCUGCCGCCGCCGCCGAGCCUGCGCGGGGCCCGGCCCCCGUCCCCCUCCCCCGCUCUCCGCGGGCCGCGGCGGAGGCCGAUUAUUCCGGGUCGGGGUCCGCGCCCUCGGGUGCCCCGGCCGCAGGCCCCAAGCGGGGCCCCGGGGCGCGGGCAGAACCCGGAAGGCGGGGGCGGCCGGGCCGGGGCCCCUGCGGCAGCGCGGAGCCGGGCACCGCGGCGGAGGCUGGCGGCGGAGGCUGGCGGCGGAGGGGCCCCCCGCGGCAUUGUAUAGACUUGAACUUGAGCCCAGAGCCGGGAGGAGGCGGGGAGGGGGCUCCGCGCAGGGAGCGGGCGGGACGGGAGGGGGGCGCCUUCCUAGCCCGCAGGGACAUCAACAAACCCUCCAACCCCCCGCGCCGCCCCGGCCCGCUGUCCCCGCCCGCAGCCCCGGCCCGCGGGCGCCCGGCGCCGAGUUGCAGGGUCCGGGAGCGCGCCCCGAGCCGGGCCCCCCGCCCGCCUCCCCGCCCCUCGCUCCCCGCCUGCCUCGGGGCCGGCCCUCCCGAGCCGCCAGCAGCGGCGCUCAUUACCGUGUGGCCGGUCGGGCCGGCUGCGCGCCCUGGUGCCGCGGCGCCGCGUCCCGGUUCGUCCUCUGCUCUCGCCGCCGCCGCCGCCCGCGCGCCCUCCCUCCCUCCCGGCCCGCCUGCCUGCCUCGCUCCCUCCCUCCGCUCGCUGUCGCGCUCCCUCUCUCCGCCUCCUCCGCCGGGUCCCCCCCCUCCCACCCCUUCUCUCCGCCUUCCUCCUUCCCUCCCUCCGGCCGCCCGCGGGCCCAGGCCUCCGCCCCGCCGCUCGCCCCCCGCGGCCGCGCUGGCCCCGGCCCCGGCGCUGCGGAGCCGGCCCGGGAGGCAGCGCCGACGGGGGGGCCCCGGGGCGCCGCGGCGGGAGCGGCCUGGGCGCGCGGCCGGUCCUAGCGCCCUCGGCCCGACUUCGCGGCCUCUGCGGCCCCGCCGUGGGUCCCCGCACGCCGCCAGACGCGAGGCCGGACCCCGCCGCUUCCCGACCUGCGCCGGGCCGGGGCACCCCGCCUUGGCCGCGCUCCGGGGCACUCCGCACCCCCCGGGUUGGAGCCGACCCGGAGCCUCGCAGCAGCCCUCCCCCCGCGGGGCGCCCUGCUACCUGGCGCUGCCUCGGCGCUGGGUCCCCGCAUCCAGCACUGGCCGCAGGGACAGCGGCCCCUCCUCUCCCCGGGCCGGUGUCAAGUGCCUCCCCCCGCAGCUCGCGGAGCCCCCGGCGGCCUUCGCCCUGCAGUUCUCCCGACCUCCGCCAGAGCCCACUGCACUCUGCGUGCCUCAGCACUGGGGCUGGGGACAGCAGCGCCGGCCCAUUCGCGCCUCAACCCCCACCCCACCCGCCACCCCCGCCGGGUACCGCGGAGGACUGGAGGAGGCCAGCCCGCUGGGCAGGGCCAAAGUCGGGACGCUAGGCCCAUCCAGGCCGUCCUGGAGGCUCGGGCAUCUGCAUGGGAUGAGCCCCCUUGAAGGGAGUGAGUUCCCCGUUCCUUGA
This is a messenger RNA of Choloepus didactylus (southern two-toed sloth), 3240 nucleotides long. RefSeq names its product basic proline-rich protein-like. The transcript has 9 exons. Lineage: Eukaryota; Metazoa; Chordata; Mammalia; Pilosa; Megalonychidae. Bases 1 to 3240 code for a protein of 1079 amino acids. The record is from RefSeq and is a predicted model, not a curated record.